Triplophysa dalaica is the source of this 4308-nucleotide messenger RNA. RefSeq names its product SH3 and multiple ankyrin repeat domains protein 2-like. Gene Ontology annotation, cellular component: dendritic spine; postsynaptic membrane; postsynaptic density. The record is from RefSeq and is a predicted model, not a curated record. The transcript has 12 exons. NCBI's taxonomy places the organism in Eukaryota, Metazoa, Chordata, Actinopteri, Cypriniformes, Nemacheilidae. Gene Ontology annotation, molecular function: synaptic receptor adaptor activity; ionotropic glutamate receptor binding. Bases 571 to 4308 code for a protein of 1245 amino acids.
GUCUAAGCCAUUGUUAUAUAUGUGUCUUGGAGCAAAAACCCAAACAAACACAUGGGUGUCGGAAAGUUUCUAAGCCUCGAAACGAUACGAUUCACAAGGUUUGAUUCAACGGUUUCAUUGUUUCACGAAGCCUCGCUCUGCACAUCACUAGAUCAAAUAAAUCACAUUAGAACAUUAACUAUACAUAAAUUCAUCAAUACACACAUGAAUAUAUGAAAGAAACUAUGCUUACUUCAGAUUGAGCAUAAAACUCAAGGUCACUCCAUCAGGACAAAAGAUUGUUUGGAGCUAUAAGCCAUGCUGACUCCUUCCAUUACAGAUGUAACUUUUUCCACUCUCUACAACCAUUUUAAACAUGAGAGUAUCACUCAUUGUUGCCCCCUCAUGACGAGUAGUACAAUUACAAAAACAAAAACAUGUUAACAGGUUUCAUCGUAAUAUUUACUUCUUAUUUUAUUUCUUAUUUAUCUCUCUUAUCUGGUCUAUUUAAUAUUGUUUUGCUAUCUUUUGGCUUUGGUGCAGAAUGAGAACCAAGUCCUGUGGUUGUGUUGUUGCAGUGCCAAUGGCAGAAUGGAUUGUCAGAGCUCCAGGAGAAAAAAUUACAGUGCUGUGCCUGGGCGUCAGUUUGUUGCCAUUCAACCAUACCUACCUCAAGCUGACGGAGAUAUCGCCCUCCACAAGAAUGACAAGGUUAAAGUUCUCAGUGUUGGUGAAGGGGGUUACUCGGAAGGCAGCUGUCGAGGUCAUGUUGGCUGGUUCCCUGCCAGAUGUGUGGAAGAGUUUCCUGUUAAAGCUGAUAAAGGAAGAUUACAGAAUCGGACGGAGUGUAAUGGCAGGAAGAAGCUUUUCAGACACUUUACUGUUGGUUCAAAUGACAGCUUUGAUGCAUUCAGUGACUGUGUGACAGAGCAGAAAACUGUGAUUUUACACAAGAAAGAGAAUGAAGGCUUCGGGUUUGUGCUGCGAGGAGCCAAAGCAGACAAAUCCAUUGAUGAGUUCACACCAACGGCUGCAUUUCCUGCACUGCAGUACCUCGAGUCCGUAGAUGAGGGUGGUGUGGCGUGGCAAUCAGGACUUCGCACAGGUGAUUUCCUAAUUGAGGUAAAUCAUCAAAAUGCGGUGAAGUUGGGGCACCGGCUGGUUGUGAACAUGAUUAGACAGGGAGGAAACCGGCUUGUCAUUAAAGUGAUGAGAGUGAGCAAAAAUAUUGAUUCAGAUGACAAAGUCCGGAAAAAAGCACCUCCCCCUCCUAAGAGAGCCUCAACAACUGCACUCUCAAAGCAUUCCAAGUCCGUGACAUCUGAACCAGAAGAAUUUGAUAAAGUGAAUGAGAUGAUCCAGUCACAGAAGUCUGUACAUGAAAACACCUCGGUGGACAACAUUCCCACAAUCAAGCCCCACCCCUCCAGUCAUUUUUUGGACACACACUUGAUGUAUGAAAGGCAGGGAGCGGCAGGAGUUCCACCAACUGUUCCUGGAAGAUACCAUAGGAGAUACCUCAGGGGGCCAAAAGACACAAUGAGAAGACAAAAAUCUUUUGGAUUCACACACGACGAGAAGAAGUUCCUGAUACAUACCCUGCCCAAGUUCACAAGAAGUCUCUCUAUGCCUGACACUCCUGAAUAUAUUCCCCCACCUCCAGGCAUAUGUCCUCCAUCUCCACCUUACAACCUCAGCGCUCCUGUUGCACGAGGAUAUGAGCCUAACCAGUCCAUUUACACACAGGCCUUAACAGAAAGAGGGCAUACCAUAAACAAAGGCCUGGUAAUAUAUCACCAGCAGAACUCUGAACAGUAUGACUCCCAAAGUCCUUCAGGUACCCUACAAAACAUGUGUGCCCCUACCAGGGCUCAUCUCCCAGAGAACCCCUAUUUGGACGUAGGUAUCAAACCUUUGUAUGUCCCAGCAAAACCAGCCCGGAGGAAGGGAACACUAGUUAAGCAACUUAAUGUUGAAGAUAACCCCGGGAAAACCUGCUCAAUCCUAAUACCAACGAUAAUUGUCAAAGAGCCGUCGACUAGCAGUAGUGGCAAGAGCAGCCAAGGGAGUAGCAUCGAAAUUGACACUAUCACUCCUGACAAACAUCGCCCUGAGGAAAGUCUACUUGUAAGCAACCCUUUUGCAGCUGCUAUUGCAGGGGCAGUGCAUGACCGAGAGAAGCGGCUGGAAGUGCGCAGAAACUCCCCAGCCUUUCUAUCUAUGGAUCUUGAAGAUGAGGACUCUUUUAUUCCUACACCGCAUUUGCGGCACUCUGUGUCCAAAGAUGAAGGGAUGUUUGAUAACAACAUGACAGAUUUUAACAUCUCCGAACCAACUACUGACCCCCUCAAUACACUCACAGAGGACUAUCCUACUAUGUGUAGUCCAGUUAAUGGAGGUAUGCAACAUUUUAUUACAGAAAAGACACUGGAUACACGUUCACCCUUAGCUCUGGGUCUGGCAGCCAGUGAUCAAGAUAUGAAAGAAAAAGCUCCUGCACCUAGAGGGGAUCCUCCAAAAGCAGACCUAGACCAACCACUCUUCAUAGACACUAAGCUACAGUCCAACUUAAUUGCCACUGGUGGGCAACCAAAGGACUGUGGCGGUUUGUUAAAAAACAUUGUGGAGAGCAGUCAUGAAACAGAGAAAGCAAGGGAAAGGAAUCAGCUGGAGGAGGUGAAGAACAUCCAUAACAUGUCGCAACAGAAGUCAGAAGGGCUCCUCAUGGUUCACACAGUGCACAAAGCCAAACCACAUGUAAACAGUCUGUCUCAUCAAUUAAAACAAGAGUCUGUAGUUAUGGACAGUAUACCCAACGAACAGGUUCAUACUGAUGUAAAACAUACUGUCCCUAACUCCCAGCCAUCUCCGAAGACCUGUACAAGCAAAGAUUUCACUUCUGACACUUUCAUUAAGGAGUCUGUGAAGUUUUCCUUCAGGAUUCCUCCGCCUCCUCUGCCCUCAGUGGAUAUAUAUACAGAGUUUAUUUUGGCAGAACCCCUACCACCACCUCUGGAGUUUGCUAACAGCAUUGAUAUUGCAGAGGAUCACGUAGCAGAGACUUUAAAGCAGACAAACAACAGUACCGCAGUUGGGCCGUUACUGACUGAUCAUUCCCAUGCAUCCAUAAAUGCUGAUACUGAGUCCAAAUGUCUUUCAGUGCUCCUAAACUGCAUGAGUCCUUACGACUACCCUCCACCUCCCCCAGAGAUUGUUGAGCUAGUCACAGAUUCGGGCAUUGAUGAAGUUGACAGUCGAAACAGAGGAGAUCCUCACUUUGAGGUCAGAAGCACAAUUUCUACUGUGUCCAGUAUUUCUACUCUUUUAUCAGAAGGAAUGGAGGCUCUGGACAUGUCCACAGUCUAUGCGAAUGGGCAAACUCUUUUGAUGGACCGGCCGGCAGUUCCAGCAAAGCCAAAAAUCAAGCCCAAAAUUAACAAGAGCAAUGCACUUUACAGGGACCAUUUGAUAAAGGAGAGUGUGGAGACCUUUGGACUGCCACCUCCAGCUCCUCCACCACCACUGGGUUGUGGAACACUCUCACAGCCUCGCAAAACAUCUGCUCAGGAAGGCUCAAACCAUGAGAGCCCCUUCCUAUCUCACCCCGAUCCCAAAGCCAGUGUGAUCAGUGAGCUCAGUUCCAAACUACAGCAGAUGAAGAAAGACAAGCGUCCAAAACAGGGAGGGUCUCUUGACCCACCUGUGGGAUCCAGAAUCAUCUGCUCAAGUCCAGUUCGUAUGCCUGCUGUUUACUUUGUCCAAGAGGUUGUUUCUACGCUGUGUCCCAGCGCUGUGUCCCAGAGAGUGAACUUUGUUGAAGACGUUGCGUCUUGUUCCCUGUCCAUACACAUCAACUUCACAUAUGUCCUACUCUCUGAUUACAGGGAGGGUGCAGUCGAGACUAUGACAUCAACAGCAGCCAAGAACCUGUCUCCUCAGGAUUUAUCUCGUCCUGAAUCCUGUAUGCCAGGCACUGCCACUUCCCCAACAUUAACCGUUGUGUUCAGCAUGCCAACGCCCCCCAUUGUGAAUGCAGAGCAAUGCUGCAGCCCGGUUAGCAGUCCAUCUGCAUCUUCCCUUACAUUGUUUCAGACAGCGUCCGACAAGCCCUUUCUCAGCAAACGCGUCCUGUGCUGGAGCAAGCAUGAUGUAGGUGAAUGGCUCGAAAGCCUUAAUCUGGAAGAACACAGGAAAGCCUUCUUAGACCAUGAGAUUGAGGGCACUCACCUUCCUAACCUCCAAAAGGAAGACCUCAUAGAUUUGGGCAUGACUUGUCUAGGUCACAGGGUGAAUAUUGAGAGAGCUCUAAAACUUCUAAUGGACGGAUGA